Molecule: messenger RNA, 1994 nt
Organism: Humulus lupulus (European hop)
Lineage: Eukaryota; Viridiplantae; Streptophyta; Magnoliopsida; Rosales; Cannabaceae
Product: dicarboxylate transporter 1, chloroplastic
Exons: 3
Coding region: 47-1741 (564 amino acids)
Biological process (GO): transmembrane transport
Cellular component (GO): membrane
Molecular function (GO): transmembrane transporter activity
Source: RefSeq, a predicted model, not a curated record
GUAUAAAGCUUCACACUCUUCUUCUUUGCUGAAAAACCCUCCUCCAAUGGCGUCUCUCGCCCUUACCACCGCGGCUUCUCCUUCUCCUCUAAUCUCUCUCAGAUCCCGCCUUUCGUCGCCCAAAUCUGCCGUACUCAGGCACGACAACCGAUGCGCCUCCCGGCCGAUUAUCACUCCCCUGAGAACCGCCGGCCUCGGGAAUCUCCGACCGCUCAUUUCGUCAAACGGUUUCUCUAAAGUCGCAAAGUCCGGUAGCGUAUUCACCGUUAAGGCAUCCGCGUCGUCGAAAGGCGCUUCUCCGGUGGUUCCGACGACUCCGAAGCCAUGGCAGGGAGCGGCGAUAAAGCCUCUCAUGGCUUCGAUUGCAACGGGAAUCAUUCUCUGGUUCGUUCCUGUUCCCUCUGGGGUUUCCCAGAACGCAUGGCAGCUCCUUUCCAUUUUUUUGGCCACGAUCGUCGGAAUCAUUACUCAGCCUUUGCCGCUCGGUGCCGUGGCUUUGUUGGGAUUGGGAGCUUGUGUACUCACAAAAACCCUAACCUUCGCCGCUGCGUUCUCUGGAUUCGGCGAUCCGAUUCCGUGGUUGAUCGCACUCGCCUUCUUCUUCGCCAGAGGGUUUAUCAAGACCGGUCUGGGUAACAGAAUCGCUUACCAAUUCGUCUCCCUCUUCGGUAGCUCGUCGCUGGGGUUGGGGUACAGUCUGGUGUUCAGUGAGGCCCUUUUAGCGCCGGCCAUUCCGUCAGUUUCGGCAAGAGCUGGUGGGAUAUUCUUGCCGCUGGUUAAGUCUUUAUGCGUUGCAUGUGGUAGCAAUGUCGGAGAUGGGACGGAGCACAAGUUGGGAUCCUGGCUGAUGCUUACUUGCUUUCAGACGUCGGUGAUUUCUUCAGCGAUGUUCUUGACGGCAAUGGCAGCUAAUCCGCUUAGUGCGACGCUGACUUUCAAUACGAUUCAGAAGACAAUUGGCUGGACUGAUUGGGCAAAGGCCGCCAUUGUUCCUGGAUUGGUGUCGUUGAUUGUGGUCCCUUUCCUAUUGUAUCUGAUUUACCCGCCAUCGGUAAAGUCCAGUCCCGAUGCACCUAAGCUUGCUAAGGAAAAGUUGGAGAAGAUGGGGCCAAUGAGCACCAACGAGAUUGUUAUGUCUGGGACUCUUCUUCUUACGGUUGGACUUUGGAUUUUUGGAGGGAUGUUGAACGUGGAUGCUGUCACUGCUGCAAUUGUUGGGUUGUCUAUUCUUCUUGUGAGUGGAGUUGUGACAUGGAAGGAGUGCUUAGGUGAAUCAGUUGCUUGGGAUACCCUCACUUGGUUUGCUGCACUAAUUGCAAUGGCUGGUUAUCUUAACAAAUAUGGUCUUAUCGCCUGGUUUAGCCAAACUGUUGUUAAGUUUGUUGGCGGAUUGGGUCUUUCAUGGCAAUUAUCUUUUGGAAUUCUCGUCCUCCUAUAUUUCUACUCUCAUUACUUCUUUGCAAGUGGAGCUGCUCACAUCGGUGCAAUGUUCACGGCGUUCUUAUCUGUCGCUAGCGCUCUUGGGACUCCUCCCUACUUUGGGGCCAUGGUGUUGGCGUUCUUCUCAAACCUCAUGGGUGGUCUGACCCACUAUGGAAUUGGAUCAGCGCCUGUCUUCUACGGUGCUAACUAUGUUCCACUAGGUAAGUGGUGGGGAUAUGGAUUCUUAAUCUCUGUUGUUAAUAUCAUUAUUUGGCUCGGAGUUGGAGGAGCUUGGUGGAAGUUUAUUGGCUUGUGGUAGGGGAUUUGCAGCAUUUUAAGUCUGAGUUUUCUGAUUUUCAGGAUGCCAUAGUUUUUCCUUCUAUUCUUUUCGUAGAAAUAAUUUUUUUCUUUUGGGGCCUCUUAGAGUUUGACUUGGUGGAAAAUGGUAUACAACAUGAUGUUAUUCAUGGAGGUGGUAGAGAUUGUUUAUAUGAAAUUUUGACUAGGCUUGCUUGCGUAAUUGCUGCCUGCAAUUUUAUGGCACUUAACAAGUCUUAUCAUAUUUUUUUCUU